GCCAAUACCAUCGUCAUUGAUAUUAAAUUGGUGAAAACACUUGGUGCACCGUCUACCCACUUUUCUAUGGUCUUGGCUACGUCUUUUUGUGUUGACUAAGAAAUUGUCUCGCUUGUGCUUCACUAUAUUAUAAUACUUAUGUUGGCACAAAGUUGUUUGCUUGCCAUUUGGAUACACGGUAUGUUAAUGUUCCAGUUACUCGGCAUAUAUCAUCAUAGUUCUGUCGUGCGCAGGGUCUUUCAAACUGUGCGAGAGACCGUGCGCACGACAACUGCCAAAAAAAAUUGUCGUUGCGCGAGAUCAGAUUUUGUCGUGCGCGGGUCUUUCAGGCUGUGCAAGAGACGGUGCGCACGACAACUGCGGAAUACUAAACUACCAAAAAAAAUGUCGUGCGCGAGGUCAAUUUUUGUCGUGCGCGUAGUAAUUCCCAAUAGAAAUAUCAACAAUUGCUCGAUCCAAUCCUACUUUGCAUAUACAUGGUACAGCAACAAUAACGUCUAUUGUAUUUCUGAUCAGCAAAUCUUUGAUAUAUGAUGAAAAGACACUGUAUAUGUGCAUGUGUUGUUUUGAGACGGGGCUGGAUGAAUGUGUACGUAUGUA
Zychaea mexicana is the source of this 600-nucleotide messenger RNA. RefSeq lists its product as uncharacterized. The transcript has a single exon. The coding region runs from base 139 to 534 and encodes 131 amino acids. The record is from RefSeq and is a predicted model, not a curated record. Lineage: Eukaryota; Fungi; Mucoromycota; Mucoromycetes; Mucorales; Lichtheimiaceae.